GGCAGCCAACUGCGAGAUAUUAAAAUGAGUGUAGUGUUGUCACAAAAACAGUGGAAAAUUCAGCAAAAGUUUUAUUUUGCGUUCCAUUUUACCCAAUUUAGUAACGAGGAAAUCCCUUCUAGUGCACAAAUUCUAAAGGAUUGUUGAUUGGAGAUUUGUAAAGUGUUGAAAUAAUGUCAGAUCCCAGUGGAAAUAGUGCGGGAAACUUGCUGUCCAAUGUCAGUCCACCGUCAGCUUUGCCAGCCAACUUGAUUCUUGCUCCAGCUGCUCCGCCACUCAGUCAGACCGGUAAUCCAGCUUCAGAAUCCGUCAGUGUUGCGAGUGAAGGUGCAGCUGCUGAGCCGCAUAUUCCCACAAAAUUCAGUCCAGCUAUUCCACCGAGUAAGGACACAUCAGCCGAGCAGACACCCGCCGCAGAAGAUCCAUCAGCAAAUCUGGGUCAUUUGAACCUCAAUCCGGAACCAGUGUCUGCUGCUCUGGGGCCACUGACACAGUCUGGCUCAUCGCUGUUUGGCUGGGUGAAAGAUGCAGCAUCGAGUGGGGGUGGGAUUCUGUCGAAAGUGGCGGAAAAGGCUAAGAAUUCAGUGGAUACCAUUGUCACAACUCUCGAUCCUCAAAUGAAGGAAUACAUCUAUUCCGGAGGAGACGUGGAAGUAAUUGUGGCCUCGGACAAAGAUGAUAAAGUAAGGCCUUGCCGAGAGGCUUUUCAGAAUGUUUUUGGAAAAGCAACAGUACUUGGACUCCAAGCCCAGCCUAAUAAUAUUGCAGCUCAACCCGUGGGAUUUGAGGCUGCUCUGAGGGGUGCUCAGGAGAGGACUGCUGAUCUUAGGACAAAUUCUCGCAUUGGGGAUAAGCUGCCAGUGGUUGCCGUUGAAAAUUUCACAGUUGAAGCGUUUCCGGAUCAAUGGUUCGAUGCUGGACUUCUCCUACUCACUGAUCCUCGGAGAAAUCUUACUCUGAAGACAGUCACGCAGAUGACAGCAAUCCCCCUGUCUGUGAUUACGGCCAUCAGGGAGGAUACGCCAAAGGAAUACCAGUUUCAGGACACAGGAUUCGCAGUGACUGUUGGUCAGGUGAUGGCCAAUAAUCUGGGAGUUCAUCAUGCUGAAUGGCACAAAUGCUACACUGGCAUUAGCCGCAGUGACAUGAUUUUGAGUGCUGCUAAAUCUCUGGCUACAGUUUACAAGAGAUCCAUCUCAUCCAGUGACGAAUCUUAAUAAUUAACGUUAUAAAUUGGGUAUUUUAUCUCAUUGAUUCAAAAUAAAAAUAUUCACGACAUCUUUA
Messenger RNA from Phlebotomus papatasi, 1284 nucleotides. Its product is annotated as protein PRRC1-like. The record is from RefSeq and is a predicted model, not a curated record. Gene Ontology annotation, cellular component: cytoplasm. Gene Ontology annotation, biological process: activation of protein kinase A activity. The transcript has 3 exons. Gene Ontology annotation, molecular function: protein kinase A regulatory subunit binding. The coding region runs from base 174 to 1217 and encodes 347 amino acids. Lineage: Eukaryota; Metazoa; Arthropoda; Insecta; Diptera; Psychodidae.